Thalassophryne amazonica is the source of this 2126-nucleotide messenger RNA. RefSeq names its product interferon regulatory factor 8 (gene irf8). Bases 85 to 1341 code for a protein of 418 amino acids. Gene Ontology annotation, molecular function: RNA polymerase II cis-regulatory region sequence-specific DNA binding; protein binding; DNA-binding transcription factor activity, RNA polymerase II-specific. Gene Ontology annotation, biological process: regulation of transcription by RNA polymerase II; immune system process. The record is from RefSeq and is a predicted model, not a curated record. The transcript has 8 exons. Gene Ontology annotation, cellular component: nucleus. Lineage: Eukaryota; Metazoa; Chordata; Actinopteri; Batrachoidiformes; Batrachoididae.
UCUGACAAAGUGUCCGUGCGUCGCCCUCUACGUGGCGUUGGUUUGACUGGAUCGUUGAAGAGCUGAUACAGAGCGCCGUUUGUGAUGUCGAACCCUGGAGGUCGCAGACUGAAACAGUGGCUGAUGGAACAGAUCCAGAGCGCUCAGUACUCUGGACUGCAGUGGGAGGACGACAGCCGGACCAUGUUCCGGAUCCCCUGGAAACACGCGGGGAAACAGGAUUACAACCAAGAAGUAGACGCAUCUAUUUUUAAGGCCUGGGCUGUGUUUAAAGGCAAGUUUAAGGAAGGGGACAAAGCUGAGCCCGCCACAUGGAAGACCAGACUGCGCUGCGCUCUCAACAAAAGCCCUGACUUUGAGGAGGUGACAGAAAGGUCACAGCUGGACAUCUCUGAACCAUAUAAAGUCUACCGCAUUGUACCUGAAGAAGAGCAGAAGCAUGGAAAAAGCUCAGUGAUGACUGUGGCAGCUACCAGCAGCUCGUGUGAGAUGACGGACAUGGACUGCAGCCCUGCAGAAAUAGAGUCACUGAUUAAAGAGGAGGAAGGCUGCAGUAUCCAGGCCAGUCCAGAGUACUGGUCCCAGAGCAGCAUCACUGGUUUCCCACUGCAUCAGGAUCUGCUGCCAGUGGGCAGUUCAAGCUCAGGUUUCUCCGAAAUGAUGAUCAGUUUCUAUUACAGUGGAAAGCUGAUGCAUAACACACUGGUUGCUCACCCUGAAGGUUGCCGGAUUGCCCCGGGCCAACAGCACAUGGGUCGUGGCGCCCUGUACAGUUCAGAGAGCAUGCAGAGCAUUCCCUUCCCUCCUUCUGUGGUCAUUGAGCACGAGCGGCAGCGCUAUGUGACGCGCAAGCUCCUUGGCCACCUGGAGAGAGGCGUUUUGGUCCGUGCCAACCAAGAGGGCAUCUUCAUUAAAAGGCUGUGCCAGAGCCGUGUCUUCUGGAUGGGGAUGGGAGAAAUUGGCUCACAUUAUAGCCCUGUACCCUGUAAACUCGAGAGAGAUGCUGUGGUCAAGAUUUUUGACACAGGAAGUUUCUUGCAUGCUCUGGAGCUAUACCAAGAGGGUCAGGUUCACGCUCCUAAUCCCACAGUGACUCUGUGCUUUGGAGAGGAGCUCCACAGUCUCAAUGCUGCCAAAAGCAAGCUGAUCAUUGUACAGAUCACUAUGAUGAAAUGCCAGCAGCUCCUGGAGACUGUCAACAUGCGACGCUCUCAGCCCUACACCAGCACCUCCAACCUGGAGAUGUCUGAAGAGGUGGCUCAUAUCUACCAGGACUUAUGCAGCUACAGCGCCCCCCAGAGGACAGCAUGCUACAGGGACAACAUUCCUAUUACUGUCUGAACUGUGAGCAGCAACACGUGACAGGAGCAUAGAGAACAGAGCGGGCUGUGCAUGAACUGAAAGGUUGCUGAAUUAAUUCCUGACUGAGUUCACGCUGGCCAUGCUGGUUGGCAAAAGACAUGCUGGAUUUACUCACUGAAUUCACAAACAGUCCAGUCAAAUUGAUAAUUCACAAAUAGUGUUGCUGUUUGAUUGCAAAACACAAGCACACAACUAAAUAUGUUGAUGAAUUAGGCCAGGGGAUAGGAGCCUUGGUCUUGGAGAUCACCUAUCACUGCCUCUUUCCCGUAUGUACCCUGUUGCAACCACAGCUGAUGAGCUAAGUUUGGUGUUUUUCUUAACUGGCUGAGUGCACACCUGACGAGCAGAGAGAGUUUGAAAACAUGCAGGACAGGUGGCCUUCAUGAUGUUUUAGACGGUGAGGCUACAGAAUAUGUGGCCAAAUGUUUGCUAGUUGGUGUGCAGGAUCCUACACACCAACCUUACCUUACAGUCUGUCUGGACAGUUUAUCACUUUUUUGCCUUUUCUUCCACAAACCACACAUGGAAUAUGUGUUUGUCACCAUGUGUCAGUAGGCCAUUGAUAUUGAUGACCAGACAACACAAAUCAACAUUUGGAACCAAACUGAAAUUAAUCUGUAGACCGCUUACCUACAGUGGACCAGAACAGAACAGGUGUCACAGACUGAAUGGUCCGCCCCUAAAAAUCGGUCCACCUUUUGCAUCUGCACAUGCGUCAUUUCAGACCACAGCAGCACACCUGAGACGGAGUCUCUUCACCCAAA